UGUCCUAACGCACUACUCUUUCGUGCCGAGCUCACUAGGAUCAAGAUGGUCGGGUGUAGACAUCAUGGGUCCUGCUACAAUGUAAGGAUCUGAGUGAGAUAGGACAAUGCGUUGUGAAGUGUCGUUGUUGUCAGACCGCAAGUUCGCUCUGAGAUCAGAGGGCAGCUAAGGAAUUCUGCCGCGCAGCCUAGGCGGUGUGUAUGCUCUGGCCAGAACUUUUCGAACUGAGAAUGCGUACGAUCGCAUAUGGACCGACAACAACCAACCUCAGCUUGAUGGUGGUUGGGAAUACGCUGAGCGCAUCGAUAUGCGUUCGAUGCCAAUUCCGUAUCCUUCAGUCAUCCUCGCUGCAAUAUUUACCAUAUUCCCAAGGAUGGCGCCACCGCAGAUACUUCUCCACCUCUAUACACCUCCGCGAUGACCCAUUCCCUCCGACAUCACUCCCGGCCGCGCCAGGCUCAGAGAUAAAUCAGCCCACAUCUCAUCGACAUACAAGCUCUUCGAGGAUUGACAGAACACACCUGGGUCGUAGUUCAAGAUCCGUUCUUAAAGUGCAUAGAGGAAGAUUUAGGGAAACCUCGUCGGCAUUAGCAACACAACGCCUGGGAUCACCUGCGGAAAUCUUAGUCCUCAAAGAUCAGGCUUCUUUGCGAGCAACUGAAAACGACAAGGAUGUAGUCGUCAAUCCUAAGUCGAUAGAACGCAAUCGUGAGGUUUUCGAGGCCACACUCCAGGCAAUCAGAGAUAACAAGAAACAUGUGCGACAGACAGAUGUGGACCAUGUUCUUGAUAGUCUGAAACCUCGUCAUAAUCCUGAUGAGGAUGCGGCAUAUUUGACUCAAGACUUGUACGAGACAUUGCUUCAGACGGUCCGAGAUGGCUUCACCGUGGGGCAAAUAUCGCGUUAUGUACAAUCGCAUACGAUGGAACAGGAGCCGAGUGCAUCAGACGAUAAAGCUACAGUUCCUUGGACCAAAUGGCGACCCGGCACGUCGCCUCUGGAUGUACGGUUGGACCCCGAAUUACAGGCCCGUAUUGUAAGAAAGGCAAGGAUGCCAAAACGGAAUAAACUCGACACUGUCACGAAAAUCACAAACUCCAUGUUCGAUGAGGCGUCAGUUCAUGAAUUUCCAGCCGAGAGUCGUGCUACGGACGCGUUGAAUCGGUCUAGGGAAACAACAAAGGAGAGGCUACUUAGGCGUCUCCUGAAGGAUUGUUGGAAAGUGCAAAUUUUGGAAGAGAUUGAGUCCGUUGGUGAACUGGAGAUCUACAUAACCAACACAUGUCGGUGUCGAGAAACUCGAAUCCAUUGCAUCCUUGAGACAUUCGAACGUUGACGUCGCCACCGGGGACCGGAAGAUUCGAGUGACUGCGGACAAGACGAGUGCUAUCUACACAGCUGAAGAUAUUGUGCACCUACUUGGUGAAAUUAAGACUGGGACUAUGCCCCUGCAUGUGUUUUCAGCGGGAGCAAAAACGCUCGGAAAAUCGCCGAAGGCAAUCCCCAAAGCAAGCGGCUUUAAACUCAUCAAUGACGAUGAUAUUAAAUACGUAGCAAACUUGACUAAGACUCAAAUAAGAUUCGAGUCCUCUGAAACGGUAAUGAUUCUUUGCCACUCUCU
Molecule: messenger RNA, 1622 nt
Organism: Pseudovirgaria hyperparasitica
Lineage: Eukaryota; Fungi; Ascomycota; Dothideomycetes; Acrospermales; Acrospermaceae
Exons: 2
Coding region: 201-1337 (378 amino acids)
Source: RefSeq, a predicted model, not a curated record